AUGUUUCGAAAGGAGGCAGUUCCUCCCAAAAGCACUCGCCAAGGGCGCGAGGCUGGAAGGCCUCAUUGUGGCCAGGAUGGGUUUCGACAAGGAACAAAAAGGUCAGACGCACCAACUCUCGGCCUGCUCACGCUAAGACCUCGCCGGAAAGGCUUUCUUCCCUUCAAACUACGCGAGGCGCUCAGGAAAUCCGGCCGCCUUCCAGCCUUUAACUUCCCCAGCCGCCCCGUGCUCCGCGGCCACAACCGCCCUCCGUCGCCUUCGCCUCCACCCCUUCCAGCCGCCCGCCUGCCCUGGGUCCCGCGGCCCACACGACCCCGCCGGCCGCCAUCUGCCCGGACGCCCUCCUCCCGCCCAGGCCUCCCCACCGGGCCCCAGGCCACAGCCAUCACUACCUGCCCCGGGGCUGGUCCUCCCGCCGUCGGUUGCUCCGGUUCCGGCCGCCCCUUCAAAUAUAAACCGUUGUCCCCGUCGCCCGGGAUGCCCUACUCCGCCUGCAGCCGCACAGCUCCUCCAUGCCCCGCGCCCCACAGGAAUGAAUCCGGCCGCGCUGCUCGCUCUGCCCCGCCCCGCGGAGCUGUCUGCACCCUCCCUCCCAGGCCGUUCGCGUUGCAGCAGCUGCCGCGGCGGAUGGUGUAA
Rattus rattus (black rat) is the source of this 639-nucleotide messenger RNA. RefSeq names its product vegetative cell wall protein gp1-like. Bases 1 to 639 code for a protein of 212 amino acids. The transcript has 2 exons. The record is from RefSeq and is a predicted model, not a curated record. Lineage: Eukaryota; Metazoa; Chordata; Mammalia; Rodentia; Muridae.